AUGGCGCCAGAUGAGAGGAAAGUGACAUUUCGAACAGAGUUUGCUGGUGCAACAGAGCAUUCUGGAUUUGAUGGCCAUCGCCUAUUUGGUUUCGUGAUUCCAAAUGCAACUAGCGAAUAUCAUUUCGCCGUGGCAUCGAAAGGAUUUGCUGAAGUUUGGUUGAGUUCGAACAGCAGAUGGAGAGUGGCGAGAAAAAUUGCCCACAUCACUCCUUUUGAUGCGUACUCUGCAGCAACAACUUGGCAUUUUAAUGUCUCCAUAACACAGAUCUCAGCAGCAAUUCAUCUAAAAGCCAGAAGACGAUACUAUAUAGAGAUAUUGCAUACUAAUAGCGCUGAGAGGAAUCUCGAUAAUUUUCUUCGUGUUGCUUGGAAACGCUCACAAGAUUCUGACUUCGAAACAAUUGAUGGGAGAUCUUUAUCUUUAUACACGGAAGACGAGGAAACAGGAAUAUACAAAAUAUUCGACGAUGAACUGCCAGGUGCUGUUGCUUGUGAGACAAAAAAUGAAAAAGGCCAUGCAAAUAGAUAUAUGAGGGCAGAAACGCUUCACUAUCUUGAGCACUCAGAAGUUGAGGGUAUAUUGGACUAUUGUGAGUACAAGCCCAGCUAUGCCAUCGAUCGUGCCAACGUGCAGAAUUUUCGACGGUACGAUGGAGUGCAAGAGCAUGUCCGCAGAAUGUACAGUUUUCCUUUUCCGAUUGUUGAUGGUAUUAUAAGACAGAAAACAUCCAAGGUGUCUUUUCACGCUGAAUAUCCUUUAGAAGUGAACGAGGCUUGGCUAAUAGUGUACAAAUACAUGGACGCCCUUCGACAAAGAUCUUCUGGGUAA
This is a messenger RNA of Porites evermanni, 831 nucleotides long. Lineage: Eukaryota; Metazoa; Cnidaria; Anthozoa; Scleractinia; Poritidae. The record is from the annotation of a GenBank genome assembly.